AUGAAUCGUUACACAAUUUUAGGUCAACUGGGCGACGGCUCUUUCGGUGUGGUGAGUAAAGCCCAGCACGUCAUCAGCGGAGAAAUAGUGGCGGUAAAAAAGAUGAAGCAGAGAUUUUCUAGUUGGGAGGAGUGCCUGCAGCUUCGUGAGGUUCAGGCACUUAGGAAGCUGCAGCAUCCGAAUAUUGUGAAGCUCAAGGAGGUGGUGCGGGAAAAUACAGAGUUGUUUCUGAUAUUUGAGUACAUGGAAAUGAACCUGUUCAAUAUUCAGCGGAUGCGGGCAGAGCAGAAGAGUGGGACACAGGGAUGCUUUAAUGACCGUGAAAUUCGUAGUAUCAUGUGCCAGACCCUAUUAUCUUUGCAGGCAAUUCACAAGGGUGGCUUUAUGCACCGUGAUUUAAAGCCAGAGAACUUGCUGACAAAGGGGGAUAUCGUGAAGGUGGCCGAUUUCGGUUUGGCGAAAGAGAUUCGCUCCCGGCCGCCCUUUACGGAGUAUGUCUCCACCCGUUGGUACAGGGCACCAGAGAUCAUCCUGCGUUCUACCCACUACAAUUCACCGAUAGACAUAUGGGCGUGCGGUGUGAUCUUCGCCGAGUUGUAUCUUAAUCGCCCGCUCUUUCCAGGGUCGUCGGACAGUGACCAGCUGUUCAAGAUAUGCUCCGUGUUGGGGGCACCAGUCCCGUCGGAGUGGGACGAGGGAUACCAAUUAUCGCGGCGUCUAAACAUGCGUUUUCCCACUGUUGCACCCACACCACUGCGACAGCUCCUUCCCAACUCCCCGCCGGCUGCCAUUGACUUGAUGGAACAGAUGUUGCGGUUUAAUCCAAGUGAUCGUCCCACAGCUACGCAAUGCUUGAAGCAUCCCUAUUUCACAGGAACCAACAACGUUGCGGAAGCAGGGGGGACGACAACGGCCCUGUAUGCAGGCAUUAGCACCGGGCAACCGCAUAACCCGUUUCAGCUUUUCUCCAUGCAGGCUUCAGCGUCCAAUGGACCAGGUCACGGUGGUGUGGGUCUUAGGGCGAAUGGGGGAAGCCCACCUCCUGCGUUGUGUUCUAGCACGAAGCUUCAUUCCUCUGACUCAAGCGUAGCUAGACUCCAACCAUGUGCCAAUGUCGUGCGUUCUUUUCCACAGGGAGUUACUAAGGCCAGCACUAACGAUGAUGAGUUUAACUUUUAG
Messenger RNA from Trypanosoma conorhini, 1179 nucleotides. RefSeq names its product putative protein kinase. Gene Ontology annotation, biological process: protein phosphorylation; intracellular signal transduction. The transcript has a single exon. The coding region runs from base 1 to 1179 and encodes 392 amino acids. NCBI's taxonomy places the organism in Eukaryota, Euglenozoa, Kinetoplastea, Trypanosomatida, Trypanosomatidae. The record is from RefSeq and is a predicted model, not a curated record. Gene Ontology annotation, cellular component: cytoplasm; nucleus. Gene Ontology annotation, molecular function: protein serine/threonine kinase activity; ATP binding.